Tachyglossus aculeatus (Australian echidna) is the source of this 2602-nucleotide messenger RNA. RefSeq names its product src-related kinase lacking C-terminal regulatory tyrosine and N-terminal myristylation sites (gene SRMS). The record is from RefSeq and is a predicted model, not a curated record. Gene Ontology annotation, biological process: cell surface receptor protein tyrosine kinase signaling pathway; cell differentiation; protein phosphorylation. Bases 34 to 1527 code for a protein of 497 amino acids. NCBI's taxonomy places the organism in Eukaryota, Metazoa, Chordata, Mammalia, Monotremata, Tachyglossidae. Gene Ontology annotation, cellular component: extrinsic component of cytoplasmic side of plasma membrane. The transcript has 8 exons. Gene Ontology annotation, molecular function: non-membrane spanning protein tyrosine kinase activity; signaling receptor binding; ATP binding.
ACAUCGUGCCGCUUGUCUGCUCUGCUGGAAGAGAUGGAGCCUUUCUUAAGAAAGAGGUUGACCUUCCUCUCCUUCUUUUGGAAUAAGCUUUGGCCUACAGAAAUCCCUGAUGACUGCAUUCCCAGGUAUCCGGGGCCUGAUCCAGUCACGACGGACCUUGAUCCGGAUCCAGAUCCUGUCUCCUCCCAGCCUGGCAGCCCUUCGUCCACUGUUCUCUUUACAGCUCUGUAUGACUUCACGGCCAGGUGUGCAGAUGAGCUGAGUGUGAAUCGGGGAGACAAGCUCUUUGCCAUUAAGGAAGAGGGGGACUAUAUCUUUGCCAGGAGACUCUCAGGGAGGCCCAGCACUGGACUGGUCCCCAUUAAUUAUGUAGCCAAGGCAACUCAUGAGUCCUUCUCCACCCAACCCUGGUUCUUCAGCGGGAUCAGCCGCAGUGAGGCCCAGCAGCUCCUGCUUUCCCCCUCCAAUCAGCAUGGUGCCUUCCUGGUGCGGCCCAGCGAGAGCAGCAGAGGGGACUACUCGUUGUCAGUUCGCACCCAAGCCAAAGUCUGCCACUACCGCAUCUCCAAGGCUCCUGAUGGGGGUCUCUACAUCCAGAAAGGACAGGUCUUUCCCAGCCUGGAGGAGCUGCUUGCCUUCUACAAAGCAAACUGGAAAAUCAUCCAGAAUCCCUUGCUUCAACCCUGCAUCCCAGAGAGGCCUCACGAAUGGGAUGAAUGGGAACGACCCCGAUCUGAGUUUGCCCUCCGGAGAAAACUUGGAGAAGGAUAUUUUGGAGAGGUGUGGGAAGGACUGUGGCUGAACAUGGUGCCGGUAGCCAUUAAGAUCAUAAAGCAAGAUAUGAAGCUCGACGACUUCACCAAAGAGAUUCAGAACCUAAAAAGCCUGAAACACGAGAAGCUCAUCAGGCUGCAUGCAGUCUGCUCCAUCGGAGAGCCUGUGUAUAUUGUCACAGAACUCAUGAGGAAAGGAAACCUCCAGAACUACCUCAACAGUCCAGAAGGGAAAACCCUGAGUCUGAUUCACUUGAUGAGUAUUGCCUGCCAAGUAGUGGAAGGAAUGACGUACCUGGAGGAGAAACACAUCGUGCACCGCGAUCUGGCAGCCAGAAACAUCCUGGUGGGAGACGAUCUUACUUGUAAGAUUGCAGACUUCGGCCUGGCAAGGCUUCUCAAGGAUGAUAUUUACUCUACAAGCAGCAGCACCAAAAUCCCAGUGAAAUGGACAGCCCCCGAGGCAGCAAACUACCGGAUUUACUCCCAGAAAUCAGAUGUCUGGUCCUUUGGGAUUCUGCUCUAUGAAGUUUUCACUUUUGGGCAGUGCCCAUAUGAAGGGAUGACAAACCAAGAGACUAUACAUCAGAUAACGAGGGGCUACCGCCUACCCCGCCCCAACACCUGCUCUCCCGAAGUCUACGUCAUCAUGCUGGAGUGCUGGAAGGCCAAUGCUGAAGAGCGGCCCACCUUCUUUGCCCUGAGAGAGAAGCUCUGCUCCAUCUACAGACGAGUGUAUCACUCGUUCACAUGACAAGAGGUGUUCAUCACAUUCCUGGACUUCCUGCGAGGCAGAGGACCUUAGUUCACUCCCAGAGCAGAAUUACAGUGGGCCUUGGACUGUUCUCAUCCUCAUGGUCUGACCCAUCCUCGUGGUUUGAUGGAAUCUCAUGGGUUACACCUAACUUCUAUGAUCCUUGCCUAGAGAGCUCUUAGGAAGGAAGGAUAGAGCUGGUCUCCCCUCCCAUUUGUUGUGGAAAGAGGUCUUGCUUCUGAUCACCUGGGGCACAUUACUUCCAGGAGAUUAUGUCAUGUAAAUACUGUAUAGAAAAGAUUUAAGCUGUUGUAUAUAUGAGAACCAGCAGAUCAUGGCACGAAAUUCACUUGUGUGUGUCCACGUAGCUAACUUGCUGGCUUUUGAGCCCAAACAAUUCUCAAAACUAUAGCUGUGUAGAUAUACCCGGCCUUCAUAUUCAAAGGUGUCACUGCUGAUGGUGAACUCUCUUCAUAUGAAUGGAUGUGACUGAAAAGAUGGAAGCAUAACCAGAUUCAGGCAUUGUGUACAGCACUGUGUGCCUCAUGGGUCAUUCUUUGCCUUUGCUCUUUUGCAGAAGCUGGUGCUGUUUUCGUUUCUGCCUUCUAGUGCAGACAUUUAGGCUCCUGGAAGCCUCUGCUCAGAAAAAGCCAUCUCCACUCUUGAUUGUUGCAUGCCAGGGUGGUCUGUCCUCUGCCAUUAUCAAAUAUGAUUGAUUGUCUCCCCAAGGUUCACUGCUCCUGCUUUGCACCAUUUCAGGUGGAGAUGAUUCUACAGCUUAAUUACACAGUGGAAUAGGUAGAUCUGUUGCUUUUCCAGCUAACAGGCUAUUGAUCUAUCUGCCUGUGUGCCCACCUAUUAUGAUGUUUAAAGAGGUAUUUGUUGCUUCUGAUGAAACUACUGAAGUUCAGUCAUAUACUAUUGCCAGGGGUUUAUCAUUUGAAGCAGGCUAUUUCACUGUGGGAGGAAUGUCAUUCGGGCUUUCAUUUUGUCAAAAACCAAAGAAGAAGCGAGAAAAGACGAAAAAUUGAGCAGCAAGGUCUACAAAGGAACAAAGCAUGUUUGCUACUGAAUG